This is a messenger RNA of Lachancea nothofagi CBS 11611, 2943 nucleotides long. NCBI's taxonomy places the organism in Eukaryota, Fungi, Ascomycota, Saccharomycetes, Saccharomycetales, Saccharomycetaceae. The record is from the annotation of a GenBank genome assembly.
AUGACUCAGGACUCGGUGUACGGGGUCGCGUUCAGAUCUGUCGCCACGGCAGACGAGGUGGCUUACAGAAACGCUAUCAAAUUCUACCACAAGCUGGGCUUUUUCACUGUCAAGACCUACGACAAGUUCAGAGGCACCAAGCAAGGUGCUCUUUCGUCCGGCACCGCCCAAGGAUCCGUCAAGGAAACCUGGUUGGAAAGUUUCAAGCUUUCCGAGGUCGACAGCAACGGGUUCCGUAUCCCACAGCAAGAGGCCUCGAACCACGAACAGAGCGACGGUGCUUUGCUGAAAAUCAGACUUGUGUCGGAAAAACCCUUCACAGCCGGCGAUGCCCGCGUCACGUACUACUCUGCUGAAGAGGACCACGUCUCGAAAGCCCUCCCGGACGCCAAGAAGCUUGAAAACGGCGAGUUCGCCGUAGAGGACCCUCUUGGCAACGAAAUUCGCUUCUCCCCAUACGUGAGAGCCGGUGACAAAAAGCCUGUCGGCAAGGACUUCUUUUUGGACGAAUCCAAGUCUCCAAGCGACUACCUAAAGCCAGAAAGCGCCGCAUCGGCUAACUCAAAAGACUCGCCUGCCUCUGCCGGCAACGGCGCUGUCAAAAGAAAAAUUGCUGUCAUGACUUCUGGUGGUGAUUCGCCUGGUAUGAACUCUGCGGUGCGUGCCGUGGUUAGAACCGGUAUCUAUUACGGAUGCGACGUUUACGCCGUUUACGAAGGUUACGAAGGUUUGUUAAAAGGUGGAGACCUACUGCGUAAGAUGGAAUGGCAAGAUGUCAGAGGCUGGCUCAGCGAAGGUGGUACUUUGAUUGGUACUGCUCGUUGUAUGGAGUUCAGAGAACGUUGGGGCCGUAAACAAGCCGCUGCUAACUUGAUUUCAGAAGGUAUCGAUGCGCUUGUGGUUUGCGGUGGUGACGGUUCUCUUACUGGUGCCGAUCUGUUCAGAUCUGAAUGGCCAUCUUUGGUCGCAGAGUUGGUCGCAGACGGUGCUUUCACCCCUGAGCAAGUCGAGCCCUUCAAGAACUUGAAAAUUGUCGGUUUAGUAGGCUCCAUUGACAAUGACAUGUCUGGUACAGACUCCACCAUUGGUGCUUACUCUGCUCUAGAAAGAAUCUGUGAAAUGGUGGACUACAUUGAUGCUACCGCCAAAUCUCACUCUAGAGCUUUCGUGGUCGAAGUCAUGGGUAGACAUUGCGGUUGGUUAGCUUUGAUGGCUGGUAUUGCCACUGGUGCCGACUAUAUUUUUGUUCCAGAAAGAGCUGCUCCAGCUGGAAAAUGGCAAGAAGAACUAAAACAAGUAUGCCAGGCUCACAGGAAAAAGGGACGCAGAAAUAAUACUGUUAUUGUGGCUGAGGGUGCGCUUGAUAACAAUUUGAAUUCAAUCACGGCCGAGCAAGUUAAAGACGCUUUGGUCGACUUGGGUCUCGACACAAAAAUUACACAACUGGGCCACGUUCAAAGAGGUGGUACUGCUGUGGCACACGAUAGAUGGUUGGCCACUUUGCAGGGUGUUGAUGCAGUGAAAGCUGUUCUGGAGAUGACGCCCGAAACUCCUUCUCCCUUAAUUGGUAUUUUGGAGAAUAAAAUCAUUAGGAUGCCAUUAAUGGAAUCUGUCAAGCUUACCAAAAGCGUUGCUGAGGCCAUUGAAAAUAAAGACUUCGACAAAGCUAUCUCGCUACGUGAUACAGAGUUCAUUGAAUUAUAUGAAAACUUUAUCUCCACCACUAUCAAAGACGACGGUUCCGAAGUGCUACCAGAGAAUGAAAGACUCAAUGUGGCCAUUGUCCACGUUGGUGCUCCAUCUGCAGCUUUAAACGCUGCCACUCGUGCUGCUACUCUAUACUGUUUAUCUCGUGGUCACACUCCAUCGGCCAUCCUAAAUGGCUUCAGCGGGUUGAUUCAAACAGGCGAGGUAAAAGAGCUCUCUUGGAUCGAUGUUGAAAACUGGCAUAACCUGGGAGGUUCCGAGAUUGGUACGAACAGAUCUGUUGCUAGCAGCGACAUGGGGUCCAUCGCUUAUCACUUCCAGAAGAACAAGUUCGACGGUGUUAUCAUUCUUGGUGGUUUCGAAGGUUUCAAGUCUUUGAAGGAGUUGCGUGACGCUCGUGCACAAUAUCCAAUCUUCAACAUUCCAAUGGUGCUAAUUCCUUCCACUGUUUCCAAUAACGUUCCAGGUACUGAGUACUCAUUGGGUGUUGAUACCUGCCUCAACUCGUUGGUCAACUACACUGACGCUAUUAAACAAUCUGCUUCUGCUACUAGAAGAAGAGUUUUCGUAGUAGAAGUUCAAGGUGGCCACUCUGGUUACAUUGCCUCCUUCACUGGCCUGGUAACCGGUGCCGUCUCUGUUUACACCCCUGAAGACCAAAUUGACUUGAAAAGUAUCAAGGAAGAUUUGACUCUGCUAAAGGAAAAUUUCCGCCACGACCAAGGUGAAACUCGCAACGGUAAGCUUGUGAUCAGAAAUGAGCAGGCAUCGUCCAUUUACACGACCGAGUUGCUAGCUGAUAUUAUUGCCGAAGCCUCGGGCGACAAGUUCGGCGUUAGAACCGCAAUCCCUGGUCAUGUCCAACAAGGUGGUGUGCCCUCAUCGAAGGAUCGUGUGACUGGCUCUAGAUACGCAGUCAAGUGUGUCAAAUUUAUUGAAGCCUGGAACAGGAAGAACUCUGAUGAACAAAACGAGGAUUUCAAGAUUUUAAGAUUCAAAUAUAUUAACGGCGUUAAGGAAUUUACAGUCCAAGAUGAAGAUGCCUCAGCGGCUAUCAUUGCCGUCAACGGAUCUCGUAUUUCUUUCAAACCUAUCGCUCACUUGUGGGCUGAAGAGACCAAUGUUACGUUGAGAAAGGGUCACGAAAUUCACUGGGAAGAGUUCAAUAAGGUCGGCGACAUGCUUUCCGGUAGAUGCAACCUCAGAAAAGAGGUUGGCGCUGAAGACAGUGCGUAA